Symbiodinium pilosum is the source of this 1266-nucleotide messenger RNA. Lineage: Eukaryota; Dinophyceae; Suessiales; Symbiodiniaceae. The record is from the annotation of a GenBank genome assembly.
AUGGCGGACCUCACAGCGAGGCAGCGACGUCUUGUGCACAUGACGUCCAACAUAUUCGAUGCUGAUGGCUCUGACAAGUCCGUGUACUCGGCAAGCAGGCAGAAGGAGCUUCAGAACCUCCAGCAGAGCUACGUCCAUGGCCCCAGAGUGCCGGAGGCCAUGAACUUGCCCAGGCCGCAAGAGAUGAAGUAUGCGCUGAUGUCGGGAAACAACGCUGUGCUGCCGGGCAGCAGUAUGGUGAAUGGCCCUGGCACGAAGCGCGACGCACAGUUCAUGCCCAAGGAGUUCUGGGCGACUUCCGUGGACCUCAAGUGGCAUGAUGUGCGGAACGAGCGCUGCCGCCACAAAAGCCAUGCCGCUGAGCGUGUCAAUUUAGAUGCCAAGGACAAGAAGCUCCGAGAAAUGUCUUCCGAGCUGUUUCAGAAGGAGCGUUUGGUCAAUCGAUCCAUGCACAAGUCAGAUCUUGUCGCCGCUGAGACGGACUACCUGACCAUCGACUCGUCGCUGCAUGAGCAACAUGAAAAUGGUAGUGCGGCGAUGCCCAGCAGAGCAUCUGCAAGCCAAAGGUGUCAAGCAAAUCUGGCAGCAUCAGGGUACAACACCAUGCCGCAGCCAGAAGCGCCAGAGGCAACGGGAGGAUACGUCUCGAAUGAUGUUCCAAGGAAAACUGGCAAGGAGAUGCGCAACUUCUCCGAUCUUUUUGGGACCGAGCUUGGUCGCCGUCAGGCACCAUCCCAGCCGCGCCAGGAUAUCAUCGGCACCUCGACGUGCACCUUCUUGGAUCAUCGUGGUGAGAUCGAGUCCUCGCGCAGGGAAGAGGGCAGGCUGGCUGGUGCUGAAACCCCCGCAAACAGAAAGGAGGCAGAGAUGUCAUCAACAUUGCACGGGCACAAGGCGCCCAGAGGGCAAAAGGCACCAGACCUCGAGCAGACUCAUGCCGUGGAGCGCGGUGUUUGGGAUAGCAAGCACGGCAUCACCAUCACAGCAGAGGUUUCGCGUAGAAGACGCGAAAAAGAGUUCAACAAGGACUUCGAGGGAGAGACCUUCCACUUGUCGCGCAAGCAGGACUGUUUGGACUCCGCAAAUGUGAGGGAGAACAUUGGCCAACCUGCUCCAAUAGAGGUACCCGUCUCCCCCAGAAGCGGGGCGGGGCUGAUGUCGCCGUACUCGCCCACAAGACAAGGAGGUCCGAGUGCUGCCCAAAGAGAAAAGAUGCUGCAGUAUGCCAAAGAUACGAAGCUCGCCUCGUUGCAGCUGGGCGCCUAA